Parasteatoda tepidariorum (common house spider) is the source of this 4528-nucleotide messenger RNA. It is a transcript of the gene Fancd2, whose product is annotated as Fanconi anemia complementation group D2. Lineage: Eukaryota; Metazoa; Arthropoda; Arachnida; Araneae; Theridiidae. Gene Ontology annotation, molecular function: DNA polymerase binding. Gene Ontology annotation, cellular component: condensed chromosome; nucleus. The record is from RefSeq and is a predicted model, not a curated record. Gene Ontology annotation, biological process: homologous chromosome pairing at meiosis; double-strand break repair involved in meiotic recombination; mitotic intra-S DNA damage checkpoint signaling.
UAAUUAAGAAAAAUAUUCACUAACUUUAACUAUAACCUUUACAUAAAUGUUUACUAACACGAAGAUCGAUGUUCGGCGCGAAUUUUAGUGAUAUUGGUAUACUUAUAUCAAAUUAAUAUCUCAAUAUUAAAGCUAAGAAAAUGUCAUCUGAUGAAUGGAUCGGAAAGAAAAUUUCGGAUGUUUAUCUUUCUCAAGAACCUGCUUUAGUUCCUAAACAAACUAAACGGAAGACAGAAAAUUAUUUCGAAGAAGUUUUACAAAGAGCCGGAUACGUUACAGGAGAGAAGAACAAUGCUAAUGAACUAAAUGUGGAUCAAGCUGUUUUUCUUCGGGAUUUGGCGAAGUUGUUAUCUGGAAAAGCAAACAACGAAAUAAAUAAGUUCUUCAAUGGAUUAGAAAGCCAUUUGGAAGAUGAAAUUCGUUUUAAAUGGAGUCUUAUGCCUACAGUUACAGCGGCCUCCUGCGAAACUGCCAGAAAUGCAUCCCAAGACAGUUUGAUUCAUUUACUAUUAAGUGUGGAAAAGAUUCAAGAGAAAGUUAUCAAUAUAAUGUUAGAUAAGCUUGUUGAGUUUUCUUAUACAGAAAACACUGCUUUGUAUGAUCGCACAGAAAACAAAACAGUUGCGUGUCUAAUAAUAUCUCAAUUUCGUUGGCUUAACAAGCUAGUUAACAGCGAAGCCUUGGCUGAUAAACUUCUUGAGUUGAUUGAAGGCACUCCAACUGAUAUUCAACGAGACAUUAUCAGACUUUUACCAGACGUUAUUAAUGAAUUUGAUCACCCAAAAGUUGCAAAAAGCCUUGGAGAAUUCCUGCUCGGCAACCAGGAAUUGAAUGUGAUAAUAUUGGAUACUUUAACAAAUUUGAACAUCAAAUCUGAAUUGUUAUCAGAGAUAAGACAGAAAGUCAUUGAAACAAUUUCGACCGCAAAUAUUGAAGACCUGCCUGUCAUUGUGAAAUUUGUUUUGCAAGAUUUAACCAUAGCUGAAGCCCCUCAAGUCAUUCGAGAACUGCAGAGCAAACUUGAUUUUAAUUCAACUUUUAAUCCUAUCAUAUCAUCAACCCCUAUUAAUCCCAAAAAUGGGGAAAUAUCAAAAAGCAUUGAAAGCUGUGUGUUAACCACAAUCAAACACUCAUUAAAAUUUCAAAAAACACUCUGUGAUGCAUGGGUUAAAUACCUUGAGCUAUUGGAAGGUCCAAAUAAUCACAAAGCCUUGGAUAUUUUUGUUAUAUUAAUAUUUUUGUCUCUGGAAAUAAAUGAAAGGAAGUUAGAAAGUCUUCUAAAAAACAAAGUUAAAGCUGGUGACAUUAAUGAAGAUUUAUUACAAGCAACAUUUAGAGGUCAUCAUGAUGUUCUUCAAGAGUAUGCAAAAGAACUGCUUAAAAUUGCUGAAUUGCUACUGAGGGCGUUUGAACCAGUGAUUUCGUCAUUUGCUUGCUGUGUAUAUAUGAACUGUUUUGUGUGGUUUGACUCCUUUUAUAAACAAGAGGUUAUAGGUAAUCUAAUUACUCAUGUGGGAAACAAAUCAGAAAGCGAGGUGAACUCUGCCCUGAAUACUUUGUUGACUUUAAUCAGAAAUCACACUCAAAAAAUGGUGCCAUAUGGUUUAUUCAUAAAAAACUUACUUGACCAUCUUGGAGAGUUGACCUUAAAUCAAAUUCGCAAGGUCCAUGAAAUGUUGAGUAUUUUAGCAUAUCAGGGAGGCCGAGAAGGUGCCAUGCUUUUGGAUGAUUUGUUGAUAAUAAUUCGUAAACAGUUAUCUAAUAAGAAUGUAAAAUAUCGCAAAAUGGGUGUAAUAGGAGCAUUAAUGUCUGCAAAAAUUGCUGCUGAAAAGGAGAAUGAAGAGCAAGAACCUGAUGUAUCUAUUAAUUCUGAUGCUCUUGAAUUCGAAGAAUGUUUUCAGCAUUCAGUCAAGUUACUCGAAUUGGUUGCAGCCAGCACAUCCGAAUCGAAUGAGGCUUACGCAUUAUUUUGUGAUGAACUUUCUCACAUUAUGAUUGAGAAGAAAUUUGGUAAAUCUAUCUUAGAAUGGAUAGGUGAGAAUGUCCUCUCAGAUUUUGAGGAGACUUUUAUAAUAGACAUUGAUCCAAGUGAAUAUGAAGGAAAGAACAUUGGUCCAAAGUUUGGUCUUGAUGAAGUUAAAGAACCUGUGGCUGUUGAUUUGUAUAAUAUUGUUAAGAAAGAGACAGUUGGCUCUGAAAGUAAAUCUUCAAAAUUUAAACUAAAUUCUUCAUCUAACUGCAGCAAAGAUAAAGGUAAUUUUAACCAAAGUAAAGUAUUAAAGACACUUUUAAAAAUUUCUUCGGUUGAAAGUACAAGUUCAGGAUCAGCUAAUACGGCAGUUGCAUCUCCUCUCAAGUUGGCUCCUAUGUUUAGAUUGCUAAGGAUGUUUAGAGAAGUGCAAGAUGGUAAUCUUGAGCAAAUUGAUGCACUUUUAGGAUGCUCAAUUAUGUUGCCAGAUUUGAGAAUACAAAAGUUUUCAGUAUUGUCAACUGCAGAAAAACACUUGCUUUUGAACACUCUAUUCUAUUGUAUUAAUUGGGUGAGAGAAAAUAUCAAUGCUUUUGCUACUACAACCGAUGUUGAUAUCAGAUGUAAUGUGUUGACCAGAUUACAGCUUUUGAUUGGAAUGGAGAAUUUAGUUUGCAAAUAUUUAGCUGAGUGCAAUGGCUAUUCACCUCCAGUAGCAAAUUUUGAUUUUGAAGAAACUCAUCUAACCUUAAAGUUGCCUAAUAAGAAAGGUGUGAAAAGAAGUGGCAAAGGUAAAAAAGGCAAGAACAAAAAAUCUAAGAAAGAUGAAUCCACAGACCAAACUACAUUAGAAAAUCAAGAUACCUCCCUUAAAUCAAAAUCAUCUGAUUCAGAGUCGGAAGAAGAGAUUAAAUCAAAUUUGGAUUUGGAAUUGAAAAUCAGUAAAAGCUUACAGCCUUUUUUCCGAGAACUCGACAUUGAUGUGUUUACUCUUUUGCAGUCAGAUAUAACUUUUCAAAAGCGACCAGACGUAUUUUUGAACGAGAAGGUAACGUCCACUGAUUUACAUCCUGAUGAACUUAAAUUUUUAUUAGAAGAUUUAAGUUCUAAACUUCAUCAUUGUUUUGAUUCCUCAACCAGCCCUUUAAAAGGAUUUCAUAGUAAACAAGCAGGUUUUUCGAAUCUUGAAUCCUUUACUGUAAUCAGUGUGAUGUCUUUUUGCAUUGACCUUAUACCAUCUUUGUGUAACACUGUAGAGGAGAUUCUUAAAUACUUUAAAACAUUGGCUGUAAAUUCUGACGGUGUGGAAGAUUCUUUAUUAUUCUAUAAUAAUGAAUCACAUCGUAAUAUCGAAUGCCUUCACCUGAUAUUAAAAGUCUUGACUCAAAUAAUGUCCUGCAAGGUUUUAAAUUUAAAAACUAACUCCUCUCUUUUGAAAAAAGCUCUAGCAUCAUUCACACCUGAGCGUAAUGUACCUGAUCACUUUUCUUAUGAUGAUUUAAUCAGAGCAUCUACUUCUCAUUUAUGUUUGUUUGCAGAGUCAAUUCCAUCUUUAUCUUGUGCAUCCAGUCUAACCCACUUAUUAUCUUGCAUCCUGUAUUUCGGAUCUGACUCCGAGCCGAAAGAAAAAGUCUCCAAGUUGUCUCUGAAAUUUUUGAAGAAAAAGUGGUUUGAAAUUGAAUCCAAAAGCGUAAAACCUUCGGAAAUCAACAGCAAUGUCAAAAUUAUUCUGGAAUCAUAUUUGCGAAAUUCUAAGUCUGCUUUGAAGGCAUUAGAGUAUUUGUCGGUUGAUGCCAUUCCACAACUUCUAAAAGAUGAUGUUAAGGAUAAUCUUUUUUAUACAUUGAACAAGUCUUCCUUAAAUUGCUAUUACAAAAUAAUGUUCACUUCUUUAAUGAGCUAUGUCAAAUCUUACUUCUCAGAGAAACACGGCAAUGAUGAACAGAUGAAUGAAUGGAUCAUCAUACUCAGGGUGUUUCAGGUGCUUACCAAUUUACUUAAGUGUUUUGGAUCAAGAACCAAUAUAGGUACCUGUUUGAAAUUCAGUCGAGAAAUUCUUCAAACUUUCCUGAGAUAUGGAAUGCCACUGAUGGACAAAUUAUUUGUGAAUAAAAAGGAAGAAGUUAUAUGCUUGAUGAAAACACUGCAAGCAAGUACCAGAUACUUGCAACAUGUGUGUUGCCAUUCUAAAGUCCUUAAAGAUGUUUCAUUAAUCAAACAAGUACCUUUUCUAAAAAAAAGCUUAGAAGUGUUUGUUUUCCGGGUAAAAGUGAUGCUGGCUGUGAAUAAAUGUGAAGAGGCUUUCUGGCUUGGAAAUUUGAAAAAUAGGGACCUUAAAGGAGAGGAGAUUCUAUCACAAGCUAUGCAAGAUUCCAAUAAUGAUUCUGAUCUUGAGGACAAUGAUCAAGCUAAUAAAAGUGACUCUGAUGUAACUAAUGUGGAAUCUGAAGAAGAUACUUUAUAAUUUAAUUUGAAAUUUAUCAAAUAGAUGCAGUUUGUAGAUUUUAAAGAAAAUGUUAAAUUUUAUAUAUCUUACAUAAAAGUUAAAAUUUAAUAAUU